Molecule: messenger RNA, 1173 nt
Organism: Knipowitschia caucasica
Lineage: Eukaryota; Metazoa; Chordata; Actinopteri; Gobiiformes; Gobiidae
Source: the annotation of a GenBank genome assembly
AUGCGGUCCCUGAGGAAGACCGGUGCUGCUGGUGCUGUGCUGGUGUCGGUGGUGCUGGUCCUCGCUCUCCUGCACUCCUGGCCCUCUCGUGGUUACUCCACGGUGGACGUGUGGCAGCGGCGCGGUGCCCUGCACCAGGAUGACAGGUUCAACGACCACCAUCUCAGCGCCAUCCCCAUCCGUGUCCGGGACUCUGUGGCUGGGCUCUUGUCCCGGAACAGCUGUGUAUGUGAAGGAGACAGUGGAGGCCUGAACCUGCCUUUCUCUCAGCUGCUGUUUCCCAGAGUCUCCGCUCACUCCCUUCACACCUCAUUCAGACCCUCAGAGCUGGAGGAGCUCAAAAGGAGGCGUGCCCACGAGUUCGAGAGCUACCAGAGGAGAGCUCAGACGGCAGCUGACCUGCUCCUUAUCGCUGAGGCCAACAGUCCACUGCAGUUCCCCACACAGGGAGUGGAGGUGCGGCCACUCAAGACCAUCAUCAUCCCAGGUCUGGCACUGCACGACAGCCCCAGAGACCUCUAUACAGUGAACCUGACGGCUGGCCUUGGGACUCUGAACGUGGCGGCGGAGGUGGAGGCCGUGAGACUGAGAGGAGACGGCGAUAGUCACAUGACCAUCACAAGCUCCGCCCUCAACAGCCUAAAUCGACAGUUGCAGUUUGUGACGUACACAAACACACAGUUCCAUCCCAGUACAGCUGACACAGUUCAAUUUGAAACAGACCGACAUCAGGCCUCAUUCAUCAUCAAGAUCCGACACAGCACCACCCCCAAACUAUACAACACUGGAUCUUCACAAGAGUACAACGUGAGUGCUCUGGUGACAAUAGCCACAAAGACAUUCCUUCGGUACGAUAAACUUCAGGAUUUGAUUGACAGCAUUCGGAAGUUCUACCCCACAGUUACCAUAGUGAUCGCAGACGACAGCGAGAAUCCUCAGAGCAUAUCCGGACCCUUCAUCGAGCAUUACAUCAUGCCCUUCGGAAAGGGCUGGUUCGCUGGGAGGAACUUGGCCGUGUCUCAAGUGACCACUAAGUACGUCCUGUGGGUGGAUGACGACUUCAUCUUCAGCUCAAACACCAAACUGGAGAAACUGGUGGACGUGUUGGAGAGGACCACCCUGGACCUGGUGAGAUGCAACACCUCUGUUUUCUUCCAAUCGGGAGGAAAGUAA